Messenger RNA from Megalops cyprinoides (Indo-Pacific tarpon), 5008 nucleotides. RefSeq names its product TSC22 domain family protein 1-like. NCBI's taxonomy places the organism in Eukaryota, Metazoa, Chordata, Actinopteri, Elopiformes, Megalopidae. The transcript is spliced from 3 exons. The record is from RefSeq and is a predicted model, not a curated record. The coding region runs from base 657 to 3740 and encodes 1027 amino acids. Gene Ontology annotation, biological process: regulation of transcription by RNA polymerase II.
GUGGAGAGAUCCAGUGAAAGAGGGUGAUACAGCAAACGUCGGAUUAAAACCAGAGCUGUUACAGAAUGGAUUAAACAAUUAGCGUGACAUUCGAAAAGUAUAUAUACUACCUAGAAUAACUGUAAAUCGGUUACGGACUGUUUUAAUUUUAUAUAGCUAGCUAGCUUGCUAGUUAGCAAUUUUCAAAUAAUGCGACUCAACGCCUGGCAGUGAUGGAGGUGGUCUCUUGGUGCACUUGUGGUGGAUUUAUAAUAUCAGCUGUUAUUCUGUCGUAAGGAUAUUUACUUCAGAACCUGUACAGAGAUAUUUAAGGUAAAGCGAUGUUGAACUGUGUUUCGGAGUUCUCAUAAGAACGAGCGCGUCUGGAUAGCAAGCGAGCUAACUGUUAGCUGGCUAGCCAGCUAGCUAACGAGCUACGUUUGCAAGUGUUGCGGUCUCUGACGCCUGUUCAACAUUAUCACGGAGGGGAAGAUUUAAAUAACAAAGUUGAGCGGUGGAGGCAUAACUCGACAUCAUAGGCGAUUGUUAGAUUUUCGGAUUGCUAUUCAUUUCGGCGAAUAAAAUCGGCUGUCAGUCAAGGCUUUUAUCAUAACGGCCGCAUUCGUUACCUCUAUUUACAACUCCGUCAAGAACUACCCCUGGAAUUUUACAAAAAAAUGCAUCAUCCGGAGUCUGCAGGAGAUUCGACCGGCACCAGGAAAAUGGCGCACCCGGCAAUAUUUCCGAGAAGAGGUAGUAACACCGGCACUGGCAGUGUGUCCUCGUUGGCGACAAUGGCAAGUACGAGCGUUAGCAAUAAUGUUAUCCCGACUGAUGAUUACCAAUCGCCCUUGGUGAUACAGCCGCCGCUCCCGGCUGGGUCCUCCUCCCCAGGUCCCCAGCAUCCCCACAGUCUCAACCUGCUCUCCCAAUCUCAGAUGCAGUCUCAGCCUCUCCCGUCUUCGGGGGCACAGAUAAAAAAGAAGAGCGGCUUCCAGAUAACCAGCGUUACGCCGGCUCAGAUCUCUGUCAGCACCAACAAUAGCAUUGCAGAAGACACGGAAAGUUACGACGACCUGGAUGAGUCGCACACAGAGGACCUGUCUUCGUCCGAGAUCCUAGACGUGUCGCUGUCUCGGGCAACUGACAUGGGUGGACCGGAGAGGAGCUCCUCCGAAGAGACGCUUAACAACUUCCACGAGGCAGAGACCCCGGGCGCCGUGUCUCCCAACCAGCCCCCCCACCCUCACCCCAUCCCUCAGGUGUCACAGCACAGCACCAUGGUGAAUGGAACCGCACACCACCACCACCACAGCCAUCAUCCCCAUCACCACGGACACCAUCACCAACAAGUGCCCGCCGCCCACUCCGGAAUCGGCCCGCCGCCUGCGUCUGCCCCCGGGGUACCAGUGGGGGGCGCCGUUCCCGCCGCUGUCACCUCCACCUCCAGAGCUUUGCCCAGUGUGGCCCAGAAGUUGCCUGCAAGCAUGGGAGCCGUUUUGGAGAACGCUUCCGUCGUGGGCGCCGCCGGUCUCGUAGCUCAGCCUGUCGCGGCCGUUCCCCCGGGGACCACUGCUGGAAUCCUCUCCGCAGCUGCAGGUGCGACGAUUAGUGUCAUUAAUCCCUUGAUGAGCAAUGUCAGUAAUGUGAAUAUGUUGAGUUCUGCCAGCGUGCCUGGCCUGGGGGGAUCGAGCGGCGGUGGCAGCGGUGCCGGCCUCCCCCCUGGCCUAAUGAACCUGAAUAGCAGCGGCGGUGGCGUGCUGGGGAGCAGCAGCCAAAAUGUAACCUUGAUGCAGCAGCAAAGUGGGGCAGUCAGUGCCAGCGUCGCCAUGACAACGGCUGGCGCCAGCACCUCCGGCGCGAUGGGGCCCGUGGGUGGCGGUCAGGUCGGGGUGGCGGCCGCGGUGCAGCCGGCCGCAGCAGCCCCCGUCCUGCAAGGUCAGGCCCAGCCCCCCCAGGCCCAGGCCCUGCCCCCUGCCGCCACCAGCUCCCGUUUCAGGGUGGUGAAGCUGGACUCGAGCUCGGAGCCUUUCAGGAAGGGCAGGUGGACUUGCACGGAGUACUAUGACAAGGAGGCCCCCGCUGCCGCCGCGGCGACGACGACGACGACGGCGGCGCUGCCCGCCGCUGAGGGAGCGCCUGGCCACAGGGUGGUGGAGAGCCUGCGGCAGUCGGUGGCGGAGAGCGUGGUCUGCUCAGAGCGGGAAAGCACGAGCGGGAGCUCGGUCAGCAGCUCCGUCAGCACCCUGAGCCACUACAGCGAGAGCGUGAGCAGCGGAGAGGCGGCGGGCCCCUCGGCCCAGCAGGCCGUGCAGCAGCAGCAGCUGCCGCCCCCUCAGCCGCAGGAGUAUGCCCAGGCCUCGCUCCCGGGCCCACCACAGAGCAUGGCCCCGCCGCACGGGCAGCCCCAGGAUGUGGUGCCAGCGCUCAUGAAGACCAGCGCCGCCCCCUCCGUGCCUGUCACCGUAGGCCCGGUUCCGCAGCAGGCCUCCAUCACCCAGGGCAGCCUGCAGACCUCCAUGGGGCACGCGGCCCCAGGCCUGCCCCAGCAGCAGAUGACCUACACCCAGGCGGUGCAGCCCGCUCCGAUGCAGGUGGGCUACCCUCCCGCCCAGCAACCCGCGGUGCCUGCCACCGUGCCACCCACGCACGUCAUGCCGGCCGGCCAAGGAGGCGGCCUGCCGCCCGACUUCACGCAGCACCCGGCGGGCAUGCAGGCGGCCGUGCCGACGGUGGCCCCCAGCGCCGCCCACCUGCUGCCCCACCUGCCUGCUGGCGCGGCCCCCGGUCAGAACGGUCAGAUGAUGCCCGCCGGGCCUCCGCUCGCCGCCGUCGCCCAGCCCCUCCCUCAAGGACUCGUGCAGCAGCAGCAGCAGGGCCCGUCGCCCCAGAUCGCCCCUCCCUCGCAGGGCGUGGUCCUCCCGCACAUGUUGCCGGGGAGCGUAUCCGGCCUGCCUCAGCCGCUGACCCGCACCCAGCAGCUCCCCUCCCAACUCCCUGUGGAGCAGCAGCAGCCGCCUGGGGCCCAAAAUCUCGGGAGCCAGCUGCCGCCUGCCGUCGUCUCCAGUCAGGUGACAUCGAACGUGCCUCCGAGUGUCCCGGGUGACUCUCAGUCCGGUGUGGCCCAGGGCGCCCCGCCGGUGCCGAAUGGCAGUGCGGUGGCCCACCCCGCUGGCAUUGGCCUCGCCCUGGGCCAAGGGGCCCUGCCGCCCGCCAGUGCCCUGUACGCCGGCCUGCCCUCCCUGACUGCCACCCAGCUGGAGGACGCCCAGCGCCUUCUCUUCCAGCACCAGUCCCUGCUCUCUCUGCCCAAGCUGGCGGCUGGAGAAUGUGCCUCAGAAGCUGGCGCCUCUGUCGGACCGGAGGACAGCAGCGGUGUCAAUGCCUUACCUGCCUCAUCCAGCCUGUUCCCCCUGAAGACCCUGCCUGUGGAUGGAGAAGAGGACAGUUCUUCGGGUGCCAGUGUGGUAGCCAUAGACAACAAAAUCGAACAAGCAAUGGAUCUUGUAAAGAGUCACUUGAUGUAUGCAGUUCGGGAAGAGGUGGAAGUUUUGAAGGAACAGAUUAAAGAACUGAUUGAAAGGAACUCACAGCUGGAGCAGGAAAACAACCUGCUGAAAAACCUUGCAAGCCCAGAGCAGCUCGCACAGUUCCAGGCACAAGUUCAGAGCGGCUCGCCACCCGCGUCCACACAAGCAGCGGGGAUGGCCUCCCAGCAGCCCGCCCAGCCCGCCUCACAGAGCUCUGGGCCUUCGGCAUAGCACACAAGCUCUCUCAAGAGAGGGGCACCAUGGCAGAAAAAAAAACUGCAAGCAAACUGACUUAAGCUAAAGCACGAACAUGCCACAAUCACAAGGAGAAUUCCGGAUAAGAUUUUGCACAUAUUUAACUCACAAAACUUGACAAGUGUUAAUUUUUUUUUUUUUCUUUUUUUGAGAUGCUUUACACACUUUAGACAAUCGUCUUCAAUAAUGAAACUAUUAUAGUGGCAGAUAAUGAACAUUUACCAAAAUCCGUGGACUACUGAAAUCAUUGGUUAUACUUUCAUGUGGAAGCAGCUUACAGAAUCAUCGUGCCUGCGUCUAAGGAUUUCCAGUGAUGUUGAUUACAGUGGUGACUCUGGAAUUGUACGGGUGUUGCCACGCUUCACUUAAUUUUGUAGUGUAAAUAUAUCUUUUUUCAUGGCUGUGAUCUGAAUAAAGAGCAAGCACUUUCUCCGCGACAAAUGUGAAGAAACACAGAGGACCAUCGACUAACAAGCCCCCCAUCUGGCAUGGGGAACAUGAGAGAAGUUGACUUGAGAUCUUUACAUCACUGUCAUCAGUAUGUUUGUUUGGAUGAAGAGAGUUAACUUGCAUAAGGAGGGUAAUGCAUUUUUCAGUAUUCAAGUUUGGACUCCUCAUUCCUGUCCUUUUUAAAUUCAAAGCUGCUUUUCCCCCAGACCUGUGACACCUAUAAUAAUCAGAGGGAAAAUGUUUGGGGCUUAGCUGAAUUUCAGUGAGGAUUGUUAGGCUUGUGUAUAUUUGUGUAUUUAGUGUAAGUACUCUGUAAAAUAGUAAUAACUGAGAGAUUGCUAAAGAAAACAAAUCUUGUAAGUAUCUAGGCUGUACAGAUUGAAAUGGAGCUGUUCAUGGGCUGAGCAAGUUUGGAUAGUCUUUUUAAUGCUGCAAAUCAGGAAUGCAGCUUUGCAUCAGUUUGACAUUUAUCCAAUAGUAAACUGUAUUUGGUUUUCUUGGCUGCAUUGAUAAACCCUACUGUAAACCGUUGUUCACUUGAAAUAAUUUUUAAGUAUUGCACCCUUGUGAACAUUUUUUCUUUUGACAGUGAAGCACUGCGGAUGUUCAACCUUAAACCUAGUCUUAAUAACAUAACAAACAUAACAAACCUGAUAUGGAUUUUGCAUAUAUGUAUAAGUUGUAUGCCAUGUUUUGUGCAUGUUCCUCAGACCAGAAAAAGUUGUAACAUAAUUUAAUUGCACUUGACAGUUGCACUUCUCAACUUUCAAUAAAACGAAAAAAGGAAAACUGAA